Molecule: messenger RNA, 1264 nt
Organism: Pseudovirgaria hyperparasitica
Lineage: Eukaryota; Fungi; Ascomycota; Dothideomycetes; Acrospermales; Acrospermaceae
Exons: 3
Coding region: 1-1047 (348 amino acids)
Source: RefSeq, a predicted model, not a curated record
AUGUCACAACAGCUCCAGUACCAGGGUCACCGGAAACGGAGUAACACAUACCCUUCCACCGUACGCAUAUACCCUACUUGCCAAAAUAACCUACGUCGACAAAAGGUACGAUUCCUCCCAGUGCGUAAAUUGAAAGGACAGCGCCUUUCACCACACGACCGACUUCGAGAACAUGCCAAGAGUGAGUAUCUCACUGAACCUGCAAAACUCUUGCCACGUGGUACCCUGGAGCGGAAAGAUGACACCAAGCAAGGCCUUCGCCCGUUACUCGCUCAUGCCUCAUCCGUCGGCCCAUCCUGGAUUUCCUCACCCUCGAAGACCAUAACUUCUCUCAUUCCUAUGUUGGACCGCGACGCUCAGCCUGAAAUGACGUCCCGUUCUCGUACCAUGCCGACUCUCAGCAAAGGCAAUGCCCCUAUCGUCGACGAUCCUUUCACUUCAAUGUCCAACCUCCAUGGCCCCAGAAAUCUUCGCAGGGGAAAGGACCCUAUUGUCUAUAACACUUUCACCACUCCCACUACCACGACCAAGACUGGCAGCAGCAGCGAGCCGGCCAGCAAACCGGUGCUCAAAUUCCUCAGCGUCAAAGAACGCAUGCAGGAACUCAUGGAGAAGCGCGAAAGAAACAGAGAGAACCGCGGCGGUCCACUAUCUAUCGCAAUGAACGAGCACGACACUGUCGACGCCCUCGCCGCGCUGCUUGACAUGCCUACAGCACCGCUACCCAAGAUCUGGAACCGCCAUCACGACCUCUACAUCGCCACCAUGGACCUCGCCGGCCGUAGUUGGAAGGCCAUGCUCAAGGGUCUCAAGCAGGAAUUUGUCGAGCUUAGGUAUGUGUCCAUGUGUGAGGGCCAGAUUGAUAAGCGUCUGCGCCAGCUCGACCAGAACGUGUGGAGCAAUGUGUACAAGGAAGCAAUGAGGGCACCGCCGAUCAUGGGCACGCCCAGGAAGGUGACGAGGAGGAGCCCGGCGUCGCGCAAUAUUGGGCCGAUCAAGAGCCAUGCACAGAUGCGUCUAGGAAAAUGGUUCAACGAGUGGGAGUAAGGAUUGUGGGCAUCGGGUGAAAAAGCAUUUGGGAGUAUGGUUAUGGUUAUGACUUUUGCAAGGCCAUGAUUUGAUAGUUUAUCUUGUUUUCAAUGGCCAUCUGUUCAUGUAGGGAGUGAGUGGUGAUUCUCUUUCCGGCGGACUGUGAUUUACGUUACGUGAUGUUUCCCGCAGCUCCCGCGCACAGUUUUCCGUAAGCUAUCUAUAUAUCUCCCCU